CCCCCCCCCAUCUUCCCCCCUCACCUUUAUAGCCUCACACACGCACACAUCCCAUCCAUCAUGACCACCCCGCCCCGCGUCGAUCCCUCCUCCUUCCCUCCCAUCACCUUGAGCAACCUGUCCAAGAGCGAUGAGAACCAUGUCCAUGAUGCCUUCCGCUCGGAGGUCCGGCAGAAGUGUGACGCCCAGAUUUUGAAGUACAUCGACUGCGCCUACUAUCGCACCUUGAGCAUCCCCUCCGCCUGCCGCGAGGUGGCCGACGAAAUGAAUGCCUGCCUUCGGCAGUUUAUGACGCGCGAGCAGGCCGACCAGUUCCGUGCCACUUUCAUCGCAUCCAAGGGGGCCGAGAGCACCUAAACGUCUUGUUUGGUGUGUGUGUUUUUUUUUUCACAGGCUCCCUACCGGGGGGGGAUUUCCCCCUCGCCCCUGCACACACGCAUGCGUACACUGUCCCUUCCACGUCGACCCGAGCUGUGAUAGACUGCACCGCCGGACGACCAGCGCGUGCCCCUUGGCAGGAACACGCCCUUCCGCGUCUGGCAUGCUCCCCUCCCCCCCCC
This is a messenger RNA of Fonticula alba, 560 nucleotides long. RefSeq lists its product as hypothetical. The coding region runs from base 61 to 357 and encodes 98 amino acids. The transcript is spliced from 2 exons. The record is from RefSeq and is a predicted model, not a curated record. Lineage: Eukaryota; Rotosphaerida; Fonticulaceae.